AUGGCUAACGACUCUGUCAGGUUUCUGGAUACCACCCUCCGCGAUGGAGAGCAGUCUGCCGGAAUCGGCAUGACUGUGGACGAGAAAAUCGAAAUUGCCAAGCAACUGCAAAAGCUGAACGUCGACAUCAUCGAGGCAGGCUUUGCAGCAAGUUCGCCGGGUGAUUUUCAGGCAGUCAGCACCAUUGCCAGGGAAGUCCGUGGGCCGGUGAUUUGUUCCCUGGCCAGGGCUCAUCCUAAUGAUGUGGAUCAAGCCUGGGAAGCCAUUAAGGGCGCCGAGUCUCCUCGUAUUCACGUGUUCCUGUCUUCAUCGGACAUUCAGGUGAUGCAUCAGCUUCGAAAGAACCGGGAAGAAGUUAUUGAAAUGGCCGUCACCAUGGUGGAGCGGGCAAAGAGUCAUUGCAGUGACGUCGAGUUUUCUCCAAUGGACGCCACUCGUACCAAUCCCGAAUACCUGUUUCAAAUGCUAGAGGCGGUAAUCCGCGCCGGCGCCACCACGGUCAACAUCGCUGACACGGUGGGUUACGCUAUCCCGUCAGACUUUGCCCGGCUGCUCCGGGAAGUUCAAGAGAAGGUAACCGGCAUGGACAAGGUUACCCUCAGCGUGCAUUGUCACAACGAUCUGGGAUUGGCAGUAUCCAAUAGCCUGGCCGCCGUCGAAGCCGGCGCCCGCCAGGUGGAGGGUUGCAUCAACGGUAUCGGCGAACGUGCCGGCAACGCCUCUCUGGAAGAGAUAAUUAUGGGGUUGGAUACCCGCAAGGACUUGUUUAAUGUGGACAUCAAUGUCGACACCACCCAGCUCUACCCCACCAGCCGCCUGGUCAGCCGGAUCACCGGAAUGUCAGUUCAGGCCAACAAGGCGGUAGUUGGUGAAAACGCCUUCCGCCAUGCUUCGGGUAUCCACCAGGACGGAGUAUUGAAGGAUCGCUCCACCUACGAAGUUAUGCAGCCGGAACGGGUAGGGGUGCCCGGCAAUAGCCUGGUGUUGGGCAAGCUGAGCGGUCGCGCGGGCCUGCAGUCCCGUCUUGAAGCCUUGGGAUACAGUCUUUCCCGGGAAGAGGUCACCACCGUUUUCGAGUCCUUCAAGGAACUGGCCGACAAGAAGCGGGAGGUUACCGACCGCGAUCUGGAAAUCCUGAUGGAUGAGGAAAAGCGGAGCGCCAGCGAACCAGUCAGUUACCUGCUGGAGCACAUCCACUUUUCCAGUGGCGACCAUGAUAUCCCGACCGCCACCGUAAAAUUGGUCGAUUCGACCGGCAACGAAGUUGUGGACGCCUCCACCGGUAACGGUCCCGUUGACGCGGCCUGCAAGGCCAUAGACCGGGUCAUCGGCUGCUCCGCCAAGCUGGUGGACUUCAAUGUCCAGUCAGUUAGCGAAGGGCUGGAUUCCAUCGGUACGGUUACGGUCCGCAUUGAGAACGAUGGCCGCACUUUCUUCGGGCGGGGCGCUUCAACUGACAUUAUUGUGGCCAGUGCAAAGGCCUACCUCAGCGCCGUCAACAGAAUGCUGGCCGCCGACGAGGAAGCCAACCUCCCGGCCGUGGGAACUACACCGGACUAG
Molecule: messenger RNA, 1560 nt
Organism: Geodia barretti
Lineage: Eukaryota; Metazoa; Porifera; Demospongiae; Tetractinellida; Geodiidae
Source: the annotation of a GenBank genome assembly